This is a messenger RNA of Monopterus albus (swamp eel), 6349 nucleotides long. Its product is annotated as KIAA2013 ortholog. The record is from RefSeq and is a predicted model, not a curated record. The transcript is spliced from 2 exons. Bases 423 to 2165 code for a protein of 580 amino acids. NCBI's taxonomy places the organism in Eukaryota, Metazoa, Chordata, Actinopteri, Synbranchiformes, Synbranchidae.
CAGCUGUGCCGAUUUCCUUUACGACAGUUGUGACAAACAAAUGUCAAGCAUACAGUCAAUGGUGUCAAGUAGCUAAAUGCGCUGGCUGCAGAGUAAUCUGUAAAGGCGGGCGAUUUUCUUUAAAUACGGAUGCAAACGACAUCGAAAUGACGUGAGAUACGAUACCUUGAUGACUGUCGUAUACACUUAUUGAUGGAUAAGGAAAUAACAACGAUGCAAGAAAAACCAACUACAGUUUUCGUUCUCAGCGUUAGAUACCUAGCUAAGCUAACUUAGCCGGAAGCUAGCAAAGCCAGUUUGUCAACUCUCGACCUAGGGAACAUGCUCUGAGUGCGUGCCGAAUUCGAGGUGAAACACUAACAUUUGUUAUGUUCAACCCUGGAUGCUGACUGGUAGCGGGGCUUUCAUUAUUUAAGCACGCAAUGUGGCUACAGCAGAGACUAAAGGGAAUUCCGGGCUUGUUAUCAAGCAGCUGGGCGAGAAGACUCCUCAUAGGUCUGCUGCUCUUCCUCAUCUUCUACUGGUACCUGGGGUCAGAGCUCCGAUUGAGGUUCUUCAGCGGCGCGGGCCUGCCCGGUGGGGCGGCUGGGCAGUGCCUACUGGCUGAAAUCCACAGAUGGAAGUCUCUCGUAGAACGGGGAGAGGGUAUAUACAGCGCACCUCAGGAACAACUAGACACACCUUUUGUGUCAGGUAACGGCCAUAUUCUGAUUGACAUUGACUCCAAUAAACUGUGGGUAGCGUCGUCUACACAGCCCGGCUCGGCUCCGGUCCACCAGACUGAAUACUCACCGAGAGUCGGCAUCCAUCUCGAGGGGAAGCGGAUCGAGGCUCAGGCCAGCAUGCUGUGGUUCCGGAAGGGAGCCGUGCUGUCUGUCCGCUGUGCCUCAACAGCCGCUGUGCAGUCAGCCCGAGACUGUCUCACCAUCCGAGAGGAGUUCAUCGCGCACAGAAGCAGACCUAACGUCUAUCUCCAGCGAGUCCACAUCAACAACCCGUCUGACAGGGCCGUCUCCUUGGACGUGUCCUCCGACAGUCCCGCAUUCAGCAGCAAGUUCUCCAGCAGCGUGGAGAGUCUGGACGACAGAGAGAUAGUGCUCUCCUCCGGAAAAGUUCCUGUGAAUAACAACCGGAUGGUACCGGUGGUGGUCGUCACCAAGAAGCUGAACAGCAGGAUCCAGGUGUCCCCUAAAUCAGAGCACACAGAGAACAUCCUGUCAGUGGUGUGGACCUCAGAGCCCAUUGAGUCCUCCAGGGUGGAGGAGACGUUAAUCUCCCUCAGAGAAGGAGCCAAAAAGGAGCUGGGGGAGCUGCUGAGUGUCAAUGUGGAUGAGCUGGUAAUGCAUCACCAGCAAGCCUGGGUGGACCUCUUCAUUUCAGGUGUUGAAAUGAGGAGGAUCACAGACUCCCACACACCAUCCAGCCGCACUGUGAACACCACCCUCUACUACAUCCUCUCCUCGUCCACAGCUCCCCUGCUGGACCAAAGGCUGAACAGCGAGGAGCGCGCACGUCUUGAGUCUAGCCUCAACUAUGCCGACCACUGCUUCAGCGGUCACGCCACCAUGCAUGCAGAGAACCUUUGGCCUGAGCGAGUGAGCAGUGCUGCGCAGAUCCUGCAGCUGGUCACGCUGUGGACUCUGACUCUGCAGAAGAGAGGCUGCAAGGUGCUGGUGGCGGCAGGAGCCCAUGGAGCCAUGCAGGGCAUGGUGCUCAGCUUUGGCGGCCUUCAGUUCACAGAGAACCACCUUCAGUUUCAGGCUGAUCCAGAUGUCCUGCACAACAGCUACGCCUUGAGAGGGAUCCACUAUAACCAGGACCUCAUUAACCUGGCGGUGCUGCUGGAUAUGGAUGGGAAGCCUUUCCUUCACGUGUCGGUGAAGCAGCAGGAGAAGCCAGUGAAGCUGUACGCCUGUGAGGCUGGCUGCCUCAACGAGCCCGUGGAGCUCACAUCUGAGGUCAAAGGUCACACCUUCCCUGUGAUGGUAACCCAGCCCAUCACCCCACUGCUCUACAUCUCCACAGACCUGCACCACCUGCAGGACCUCCGCCACACCCUGCACCUUAAGGCCAUCCUGGCCCAUGAGGAGCACAUGGCCAACAGGUACCCAGGCCUGCCCUUCCUCUUCUUGUUCAUACAACGAGUACUGUGGACCCGGCGCUAAGCCCCUCUUCAGGAGCAAGGUAUAAACAAUGGUACUGUUAGCUGGCAACAGAAACAGAAUACUGCCAGCUGAUCUGCUCUGCACUGUUUUUGUUUUUUAGUUUGUUUUUUUUCAGCUCGUGUGUCUGUGGUGGUGUUUUCCUUUCUCUCUGUCAGCGCUCUCUCUUUGGGUUGGUUUCUUUGUCUUACACCCUCUGUGAGUGAACUUUAUUUUCCCAUCUCACGUGUUUGGAGUCAGUUGGCACAACAGCCUUCCACACCUCUCCUUCCCCCUCUCACAAAGAGGAUUCCACAGCUCUUGUUCCGUGUUGAAGGCGUGGAUAAUGUUGUUUUUGGUGCAGCUCUUGACAAACCUGCUCUCAGUCGAGAGCACCAGUAGAGUAGUGGCCCUUAUUUGAGAUCAGAAACCCUGAAGUUCUAGUUAACCAUUUGGUCUGCAGCAUCAUUUUGGCACACCACCUGUUUGACUGCACUUGCUGUUCACUGCAGAGUGUAAAACAUUCGAUGAGCUCAGUGGGAGAUAAACAAGCACAAGAGAUAUGGUCUUCUUCCAAAUGCUUUCUUUCACUUAUUGUUUCUCUGGUUUGCUUCUUGUGACUUCGUGACAACAUUCACACUGUUGUGACUUUGCAUCCAUACCAGAAGUUUUUCAUUGAUAAUAAAUCACAUACACUUUUAUUGGGAUAUUUUCCAAGCUACAAAAGCUUUUUAGAUUUCAAAUGUGUUUAUUUUUUUCCAAGGACAUCGUUAGAUUUCGUUCAUUUCAUCACAGUGUACAAGUCGGGCUCGAAUUCUCCAUCCAUUACAGAGGAAGUCUUGUCUGCUUUUAUUUUUGUAAAAGGCACAUUGGCAUUGUUUUGUAAGGUGUUGGACUCUUCAGUCGGGGCCUGCACUUAGAACGUUUCAGGUAGCCUGUGGAGUUUUUGACUACUAAUAUGUGUGAUAAGGAGGGAAAUGGGUUCAGCAUAUCUGUAAAGCCUUUUGUUUGCUUAUAAUAAACUUCCAGAGGGCGCGUUAACUUGGACAGAAAUAAGAUUGGCUCUAAUGCUCACUGUGAUGAUCUAAAACAUUUUUUGUGAGCUAUUUUUUAUUUUUAUUUUUAUUUUUUUAUUGUAACGGGGGAAAAAAAGAAGCAUUGGCUCCGUCAGUGGCCAGAAAAACUCAGACACCUUAAAUCUCAAAGGCUCUAGCUGCUCAUGUUGGUUUGUAGUAAAUUCACAGGACCAUGAUUUGUAGUAAACAUAACAUUGGUGUGAUCCUUUAAAGAUAUUCUUUAUUACAACAUUGUGCUCACAGCUCAGCUGAUCAGACAGGAUGUAAACAAACCUUCACUUUAGCCAAACCUAAAUGAGGAAAAGACUAAAGCACUAAUUUCACCCAAACUCUGCUGUAAUUGUGUGCACACAGUUUUCCUGUGCAACUCGUUUUCCGUCUGAUCUCUGACAGAGGAUCAUUUGUUGCUUGUUUCCAGCCUGUCUGACUGCUCAUGUUUCCUGAUGAGUCCAGAGCUACGAGGCUACUGUUCCUUUAACUGAAAGAAACCUAAAUCAGAGCUCAGUGUAGGAUGGUGGUCCUAGAAGUUUAUGACGUCUGUUGUCAUGUAAAGUGGCUGCUUGUUUACAGAUGUCCUUCUGAAAGAGACCUGCUGGGCACGUGGAGACAGUGCUGCUGCUGCUGCAGGCUAAAUGUGUCUCUGAUCAGCCUGGACUGUUCACUCACUUGGCCAGGAGUCUUUUUCUGCUUUUCCUUCCUGCCUUUUGAUGAUUGUUUUUUAUUGAAUCUCUCAAUUAAAUUAAGAACAAACCUGUGCUUUGGCUCUGGCUCUUUAGUGCUGACCUCUCACACCCUGCUGCCAUCUCUGCUCCUCAGCUUGUCUGUUUUUUCCCCCCCUUCUCCUGGGAGGCUGUGUGGAUGGGUUGUGUAGUGUUACUUUCGCAGCCAAUUGUCUGUUAUAAUCUUCCCAUCUGACUUCACCAGCAGGUUGCCAACAAAAGUGAGGAUGCCUGCUGCGACGGCUAGACCUCUGCUUGAACACUACAGUGCACAUGUUCAUCAUAUAGCAGUGGUUGUGCUUGAGCUUUGGCAGCAUGCGAGAGACUUGACAUGGGUGUGCUGGUGCUGAAUUUGAAGUCAGCUCAUGCAUCUGUUUCCUCUGGAAUCUCUGUGUCACAGCUUUGACAACUUCAUGACUGCUUUUAGCAGGAAGGACAGAGCUACUGAUGAGAAGCUGUAGUAGCUUGUAGGCUAAAGUCACUUUAAUAAGCAGCAGUCCCAAAGCCAAAGGUGUCCCGUUUAAUAUCGAAACAGCAAAUAUUCACAUGGAUUAUAAUCAUUUUUGCAAAUUAAUUUUGGAAAAGCACUUUGAGUCAUUUGAAUGUCAAGAUAGGUACAACAUGGGGCAGUAUUAGCUACAUUUUGAAGCUUUGGAGCAACUUUUCUCCUAAAGCCAGUGAAAUUGAGACACAACACCGAUUUAGCACUGCGCUCCUGUAAUUAAUCAAUCAAGCUAUUGGAAUAAAACAUGUGGUACAGGGUCAUGGAAGUGCUUCACAGAUGACUCUGACAUGAUCGUUAUAAGAUGAAACGGUGAUGACAAUUUGAUGCACAUGAAAGAAAAUAAAAUGAAAUUGAUGUGAAAUAACUGGGUUAAAAUAAAGAUACUUUAAAAUAGUCAAAAAUGAAGUUAAAGGGGCAGGUUUUGGAGUUUUUUUUUUAAACACUUUCAGCUGUUCUCAGUUCACAAGAUUAUCAGAAAAUGAUAGAAGUCAUACGACACCACAUAAAGCCAGGCUCAACACAUCUGUAUUUUGAAAAUAACAUUUUCUGCUUCUCUCAAAUGCUCUGGAAAGUAGAAAGCAUUUCUGAUAGUCUGGUACAAGACCAUGUAGUGCCUUAGAAACUACUGUUGACACAAAAGCAGGCCUGCAGUGUACAGGCAGGUGUAAUAUGAGCCUCCUCCUGAUCCCAGGCUGCACUUGUGUGUGUCUUAAUUUGGAUUAUUUGUAACUGAUAAUGUGCGAUUAUAUUCUCUGGUCGGCCAAAAAGGAGAGCAUUACAGUAGUCAAGCCUGCUACUGAUAAGCACGUGUUGACCGGUGUGAGAAAUUACUUCACUUUAGAAAUUAAAUGUUAUUCAAAUGCUACAGCUCUGUUUUUGUGACGCCUUGCACACGCGUUUUAAAAUUACACUCUCCCAGUGUCUUUAGCUUUGAGCUAACGAGCAGUAGCCUGCUUCUGUUUUGUCUUAAAAUGUGUGACAUCUUGGCUUUUCUAUCCAAAAUACAGAAAGAGUGAAUAAAAUCAUCAUACUCACAUUAGACGGUUUGAAAACGCAGCAGAACCAGAGAUGAUCUUUUUUUGUUCCUCACAUUCUUGUCACAAUCUUCUUCCUUGCCUACAUUACCCACAGUUCAACUCAGUUUCUAACUGCACAGUAGGAUGGAUCAGCUCUAGAAGUUGAAGCUCUGACUGGGACUUUUCACUGCCUUUCCCCGCUUCACUCAGAAGCAGCUAGCUCUAAUACUGUGGGAACCCAGUGCACCUUUAAAACACAACUGUCUAUGCUUCAUAAAAUGCUUCUGCUACACUGAUCACUUUGUCCACUGUCAACCUGAACUCAUCUACAUUUAUAAUAAUAUAACUAAUUAUAAAUGGAAACCAUGCAUCCAUAUUCAUAUUGGCUGUUGGGGAAAAAUACAUUUUAAUUUGGAAAGAUCAAGUUAAUUUGAUUAUGUAAUUUGCAGACAGAUGACAAAGUACAGGACAAUCCAACAUAAUUGUCUCACUUAAUUCUGAACUCUCCUGGAGGAACGAACACUGUUCUGUCAGCAGAUGUUCCCUCAUUUAUUCAGGUUUUUCCUUUGAUUUGUCACCAGGCUGUAACUACUUAUUGUAUAUCAAAUAUAAUGUGCAAAUUAGGCACAAAUAAUGUGAUAGAUACACUUCUUUCGCAAAUAUUACUGUCAUGUCAGGGUGUGAUUUACAUGUUACUUCUGAUUCAUAACAUUUUUUCCUUUUCACUUUGUGGCUUUUAUUCAAGUUCUUUUAUGUCUCGUGAACUACUGAGUGUGCCUUAAUGAAGAAAGAAGUUAAUUUAUUGAACUCAUAAUUGGAUUGAAUUGUACUCGAGUGGUGUGAAUCAUGUAAAACUGAAAUUAUGUUGGGGAGAAUAAAUCAUCCUAUCAUU